AUGGAGCCAUCAUAUUCAGCUCAACGCAACCAAAAAUCAUCAGCCCAUCUCACUCAUAACGAAGACUACACUCAUCAUGCUUGCCUUUCUCUCUCUUCUCUCCUACUUCAAUCUUCUCCUACAUACAACGGAUUAUUAAUUUCCCCAAAUCUUCCUUCUAAAUUCCAAUCAUUUCCAGUAGAUCCACUAUACAAAUUUCCAAUAAUUUCUUCAUCAAAAGAAAGAAACCUCACAGCCAUCCUUGAUCGUCAGGAUUUUAUAUCUGCAGACUUAAUCAGCUUAAAAUCAGCCUUGACUUUCCUUCACGACAAAAGUCCUUUCAGACGCGGAAACGCCCAAGAUGUUGUUAAUCCAUUAGAAACUGACCAAAGCUCUAUAGGAAUCCCAAGAAAUUCUAUCAACAAUGGCAGCACUUAUUCUCAGGCUCUCUUAUCCCGGGCCUCUCUUCAAAGCGAAGUCGAGCUUUUUAACCUCGUUGAUGAGCUGGCAAAGGAUUCUUUUACAAUGGAAAACUCAAUGGAAUCUUCAGCAGUCCUAAGCGAAAUCGACAAGCAAGAAAUUUCAAUCAACUCAAAAGCAAUUAUAAUGCAAUUACAAAGAAAUUUUGCUUGCAAACAAGACAACGACAUGCAUUUGCAUUCAAUUACCCCUGAAAGUUCAUUAGGAAGUGAUGAAGAUAGUGAGGAAAAUACAACAUUUAGAGAUAGUAGGCCAAUUUUCGACACAAGAGUCAGCAUGCAAGCUGAAGAGAGUCUUUUUAAUCAGGACAGCAUUGAGCCAAGUGAGAUUUUAUUUGAUGGAAAUAUAAAGCCAAUAGCAAUUCAAGAAGCAAAAGAAAGUUUUGAAAGUCUUGAUGAGGCUUAUGAAACCACACCUAGCUGUGUGGCAGAAUUGCUUCCUGAAGAAGAUGGAGAAAAUAGCGAAUUCUUGUUUAGGUCAAUUGAAGCUUUGAAAAAAGCGAAAAUUGAGAGAUUUUCAAUUGCUGAAAGUGAUGCGAGUCCACCACCUGGGGAUGAAGGGUCGAUAAGAGUUAGUGCUGCAAAUAGGCUUUUUUUAAAUGGGCAGACAGCAAGCAAGGCAAAGUUGGCGACUAGUGCUAAAGAUCAAUCUCCAACUGAAGACUGUUAUCCUAAAGCAGUUUUUCAGCAAAAAGGAAACGACUUUGAGUAUCAAGAUAUGAAUUCCCCAAUCCUACAAAAAAUAGUUGUCUGUGAAGAAAGUGUAGACUCUGGAUCUGAUACGAGAAAAAACAAUAAAGAGCUUAAAGUCAUCUCUAUACAGUUCUCAGUUGCUGCCUGCGGGUUUUCAACGGUUCCCACUUUAGAAUUUUCAAACUACGAAGGAAAAAGCCGAGCUUUAAUCUACCUAGAAGACCAAAAUUCUCUGCUAAACACUCUAUUUUCUGCAAAAAUUCUGAGGGAGUUCGGCCAUAACCCUGUGAAAUGGAUCUCUUGUGGCUUUGAGCACUGUGCAGCAGUCUCAAGAGAUGGGAAAGUUUUCACAUGGGGCUAUGGCUCUUCAGGCUGCUUAGGCCAUGGCGACACAAAUUCAUACACAACUCCUACAUUAAUAAAUUCUUUAUUCCAGGAAAAUAUUUCUUAUCUUGAAUGUGGAGGCUACCAUAAUGUCGCCCUUUCUGAAAUUGGCCAAGUUUGGGUGUGGGGCCGAAAUGAUGUGCAUCAGCUUGGUAUAAGCUUAUCCCGAAUGGCAAAAGAUGAGAUCGGACAUGUCGCGCUGAUUCCGAUGAAAAUCAGAGAAUUAAAAAAGUGCAAAGGAAUUGCCUGUGGUCAGGCCCAUACAUUGGUGCUUGAUAGUAAUGGGAAGCUCAAUGUCUUUGGCUGGGCUGAGGAUGGACAAUUAGGAAUUUCAGCCUCUGACUUGAAGGAAGGAGUUAUGACGACAGCUAUAAAAGAACUGAAAAUUCCUAAUAAAAAGCCAAUUAAAGUGUCAGCUGGAUCUAUAUAUUCAGCUUGCUUAACAGAGUCUGGAGAAAUUUAUGUAUGGGGCAAUGGAGAACAAGGACAGCUGGGCUUAGGAAUCAAUGUAAAAGGAGUCUCUUUUCCGACUUUAAUCAACAGUUUGGGGAAUGAGAUGAUAAUUGAUAUUCAGUGCGGAGAAAGCCACAUGAUCUGCCUAGCUAAAAGUGGCAAGGUUUAUGGAUGGGGACAAGGAAUAGUUGGAGAUUUUGGAAGCGAUUUGUCAUUUCCAAGAGGAUCAGACAUGACUUGCUCUGUCCCACGAGUAUUGAACAGUGUAGAUAUCGCUCACCGGUAUAUUGUGAAAAAGGAUCGAAGCAGAUCUGAUGAUUUAGCCUCUCAACUUUCAGCGAAAUUAAUGAAACUGAAGCAAUAA
Messenger RNA from Blepharisma stoltei, 2352 nucleotides. The record is from the annotation of a GenBank genome assembly. NCBI's taxonomy places the organism in Eukaryota, Ciliophora, Heterotrichea, Heterotrichida, Blepharismidae.